GCCCCCCGCGCCACAAGGGUUCCAGAGCACGCGCAACGUGAGAAGCCUACUACGACUUCAUUCAGCCUUUUGCCACGCCUUUCAACGUAAACAAACGGGGGCUUGACCAAUAAGAUCCGCGAUAGAUCAGCCGAUGAUCAGAUGACUGAAAAGGGGGAAACUAUUUAAAACUCUAAUGAGACACUUGAUGCAAGUUUAUACAUUUCACGAGCGGCGCUUUCACGGACGCGCACAAAAAAACAGAAAACCCCCGCACCACCGGCUCCGUCGCUCUUUGUCAGCCACUGGAACUAAACUCACCUUCUUACCGAGCUACCAGCGGCGACGCAGAGAGACCUUUUAUAUUCCCAGGACGCUUUUAAUUCCUCCACACUCGUCUGUGACUGAGAAAUGAGUCACAAAGCCCUUUUACUGUGGAUUUUCCUACAGUGUGCCGCCGCGCUCUUCUCAUCCGCCGGCGGGGAAAACGCAGUCCUUAAAGACAGUGGAUUAGAUGAAGUGUCAACAGACAGCCAUGCUUUCACUGGUAGCGUCAAGUACAACAUGAGGAAGAGCUUCGACCUGGAACAGGAAGGCUGCUACCUGCAGGCCGGCAAGAAGGAGUGUCUGGAGGAGUGUGGCUUCAACGCCACCGCCAAGACCAUCUUCAUCAUCCACGGCUGGACGAUGAGUGGGAUGUUCGAAAGCUGGAUGCACAAGCUGGUCUCCGCGCUGAUGCAGCGUGAAAAAGAGGCCAACGUGGUGGUUGUUGAUUGGAUAGCGAUGGCUCAGCAGCUGUACCCCGACGCGGUCAACCACACCCACGCCGUCGGCCUCGACAUCGCCGGCAUGCUCAACUGGCUUCAGGACGAGCAGCAGCUACCUCUGGAGAAAGUGCACCUGAUUGGCUACAGUUUAGGCGCCCACGUAGCCGGCUACGCGGGAACGUUUGUGCGAGGGACCAUCGGCAGAAUCACUGGUCUAGACCCAGCGGGACCAAUGUUUGAGGGUGUAGAGGAUCAGAAACGCCUCUCCCCUGAUGAUGCAGAUUUUGUGGACGUUCUCCACACGUACACUCGAGAGGCUUUGGGUGUGAGCAUUGGGAUCCAGCAGCCAAUCGGGGACAUUGACAUCUACCCCAAUGGUGGUGAAGUGCAGCCCGGCUGUGCACUGGGAGACGUGCUGGCAGUGGCUGGAAAUUUCAUGGAGGUGAUGAAGUGCGAGCAUGAGCGCGCCGUGCACCUGUUCGUGGACUCCUUGAUGAACAAGGACCACAUGAGCUUCGCAUACCAGUGCACCGGGCCCGACCGCUUCAAGAAGGGCAUCUGCCUCAGCUGCCGCAAGAACCGCUGCAAUAACAUCGGCUACAACACCCGGAAGAUGCGUAAGAGGCGCAACAGUAAAAUGUAUCUGAAGACGCGUGCCGACAUGCCCUUCGGAGGCUACCACUACCAGAUGAAGAUGCACGUGUUCAACAGGAAACAGGCAGACAACGCAGAUCCCACCUUCCACGUCAAGUUGUACGGAGCCCAUAACGAUACAGCAAACAUAUUUGUCGACGUCCACGAUGAAGCCAUCGGUCUGAAUCUGACCAACACCUUCUUGGUGUUCACUGAGAAGGAUAUUGGCGACCUGCUGAAGAUCCAACUGAGCUGGGAAGGAGAAACCGAAUCCUGGAACUCAGUGUGGAAGAACUUGAAGAAGAAUUUCUGGGCCUGGAACGCCAAGCCUCCUAAACCCGUGCUGGCAGUCCGGCGAAUUCGCGUGAAAGCUGGGGAAACCCAGAAGAAGUUUACAUUCUGUGCCCAAGAUCCUGUAAAAAACGAAAUUUCACCAGGGGACUCCAUAACUUUCGUGAAAUGUCGCGACGGCUGGGAAGUGAAGCCAAGAAAACGGCUGCCCAUGUAACAACUCAGCACUUCCAACAACCAAUGCACCAUCACCAUGGGGGACCCAACAUGGAUCAGGGAGAAGCACCGCCUUCUCUUUGUUGAGCACUUUUUUUUUUCGUAGGAGGAGCAGCACACGGUGAGAGGGGCUCGACUGGACUCUUUACUGCAUCGGGAAGGUUUCCGAUGGUUUCUGGAGAAGAGGACUUGUGGGGGGGGGCGGCUCCGUCCAUUCCCGAAAAAUAACCUGGAGGCUGAAAAUGGAGGGGCUGCCCUCAAAUGUGUUAAGAUGGCCCGAGGAGUUGCAGAACGUUCCUUGUGUGGACUAGUGAUGUAGAAUACAGAUCUGUGCCAGUGGACAAUGACCAGCAGUUGUAGUUUCUGUACUGUACAUUUUAAAAUAUUUUUUAUUUAUGAGAAAAAUGGAAGCACUGCAAGACCAACGUUAUUUAUCAGAGCACAUCCCAUAAUGAAGCAUAUGUUGGAUGCAUUUCUCUUAGAUGCAGUAUUUGUGUGUGUGUGUAAACUGUAUGUGUUGUGUGUGUGUGUGUGUGUUGUUUGUGUCUGUUGUGACCAAGAAGUGUGCCUUUCUGCUGAGAGAUUACUGAUACACUGUAUAACUGAUGGAGACGCCUGAUCUCAUUGCACACGACCUUUUCUGAGGUUUUGUGCAUAGUGGUACUGUUUGUUGCUUAUUUUGAGGAGGGGGGGGGGGGGGUUGUUUGUG
Molecule: messenger RNA, 2595 nt
Organism: Anoplopoma fimbria (sablefish)
Lineage: Eukaryota; Metazoa; Chordata; Actinopteri; Perciformes; Anoplopomatidae
Gene: lipg
Product: lipase, endothelial
Exons: 10
Coding region: 391-1887 (498 amino acids)
Biological process (GO): lipid metabolic process
Molecular function (GO): protein binding; lipoprotein lipase activity
Source: RefSeq, a predicted model, not a curated record